CGGACAGUCGCCAUUCCAAGGGGUCACAUGUGAUAUCCGGGAACAGUCAAUAACUUCGACACGUAACCACUCAUAAACAAAUAACAUUCUCGAUGCCGGCCGAAACAGCAUGCCCAAUAUCUGGCGUCGACCGGGCCCUUUCGUCAUACAUCAACUCCCGUGAUGACACACUAAGGAUUAGACGUACACUCUCGCGCUAUCUCACUUCCAGCCUCCGGCCAGUGAGCCAUGCAACCCAAACCCAGCACGUAAAUCACGAAUGCCCUCAAAGCGUUUCAGCUACCAGCACAAAUCCACCCGGCCUGAAGGAUUCACGCAUAGCUUAUCUGCAUGCCCUACGGGCGAAGACUCAAGCCGAAACCAAGCAUCGCGAGCUCCAAGCAUCACUGGAAGAUCUCCGGAACCGCCAUAUCGACGAGAAUCCUACACUGCCGCAGCCAGAUCAUGACGACGAAUCCACACGAGGCUACAUCAACUUGCUUCGACAGCGCCGAAAGCUUGCAGAGCUGAAUGUGGUUCAGGAUUCCUUAGAGAAAUUACUAAGUGCAAAGCCACCCAACCAACAUCAUGACCCAAGGGACCACGUGCAAGAGGUUAUCGGAGAGCAACCGGACCUUCCAGCGGAGAGGCUGGAACAGAUUGCUCAGCCUGAGGACAACCAAAACUCGAUAUUCAAGCUCAAGCAAGAAGUAUUGGAAGCAAGGAGCCGUAUGGAUCGAGCAAACAUCGCUAGGAAGCAAGCCAACAGUGUAGUCCGAGAUCAGCCUGGACUCCAAGACCAAGUGCGCGCCCUUGAAAGAGCACGGAAUGAGAUUGUCGAAUGGAUACAAGGCGAGUUGGCCAAGAUGGAGGAAGACUCAGUGUUUCUCGAGGAUGCCUCACCCAUCAAACGUUCAGUACAGGCAGAUACUGCUGUUGACCUUGAGUCUGCGGAAGCACGCAUUCGCGCUUCUUAUGAUCAGUAUACCUCAGCUCGAGUUGGGCUGAUAAGGUCUUAUGGUAGCCUGAACGAGCCACUGCACGAGAACAGCAAAACAGAGUCUGAUGAUACCACGAAAGAUUUAUCUGAGAGUCGCAAAGACACAAAGCUUGUAAAGCCUAUCACGAAGCUGCUACCUCAUCUUCCUCUGCUUGCUCGUUCCGCCCAGAAUGAGCGCUCGCUGCUGCAACAAGCUGUGUACCUCCAAAGUCAGCUUGCUGCUUCGGAUCAGGAGCUUGAAGAAGCGCUACUGCGGUUGUCGGGCGAAAGUCAUCUACUCCCGGCUGGAUCGAAGAAUGCUAGCGUGUGGGGCAAGGUCGCAACGGAAGUCGAAUCCGCAACGGAGACGUUUGUGAAGGAACAUCUGCAAGAAAGUCGCAAGGAAGUCAGUAGCAUCAGCGCCAUCGUUGAUCUCUGCUCACUGCAAAGCAAGGUGCUGGCUUCUGUGUAGAAACGACCUCAAUCACCUUAAGAUAUAACGUUCAGGUUAUAUUCAAAGUCUGUCAUUUCUCUAGAGUGCUAGGACCCACAAGCAGAAAUUCGCAGAGUACGCACUUGUGGAAGAGUCGUAAACGCAUGGUGUGAG
Macroventuria anomochaeta is the source of this 1565-nucleotide messenger RNA. RefSeq lists its product as uncharacterized. The coding region runs from base 93 to 1430 and encodes 445 amino acids. The record is from RefSeq and is a predicted model, not a curated record. The transcript has a single exon. NCBI's taxonomy places the organism in Eukaryota, Fungi, Ascomycota, Dothideomycetes, Pleosporales, Didymellaceae.